Molecule: messenger RNA, 3543 nt
Organism: Nelumbo nucifera (sacred lotus)
Lineage: Eukaryota; Viridiplantae; Streptophyta; Magnoliopsida; Proteales; Nelumbonaceae
Product: receptor protein kinase TMK1-like
Biological process (GO): protein phosphorylation
Molecular function (GO): protein kinase activity; protein binding; ATP binding
Source: RefSeq, a predicted model, not a curated record
UAAUAUAUUCAUGUAAUAUAGGCAACAAUUUACUGUUUGAAAGUUGUUUUUGUCCUUUUUUUCUAGGAUUACAUCUCCUUCUGUCAAAAAAGUCAAGGUUCCAAGAGAAUUUGCUCAAGAGGAUCGCAGCUUCUAUGAAAACAAAGACAGUCACGGGUAUCCAUGGAAGAUCAAGGAGUUGACAGAACAGGACACCCACAUUUUGUAUUUUUGUAUUUGUUUAGUAUUUUACAAUAAUAAUAAACAAAAGGAGAGAGAGAGAGAGAGAGAGAGAGACAGUCGGCACAAGGCUUUGUUCAUGGAGGUUAAGUUUGAUUCCAGUGGUGUUAUCAAGAUUUCGAUGAAGUAAUGUGGAUAGUCUGAGAAAGGGGGCGAGUGCCAUGGAAGAUCAGAGGAAGCUGGUUUUGACAGCGUUUCUGUGCUUUCUUUCAGUGGUUUCUUGUCUCACUGAUCCUAGUGAUCUCAAAAUUCUGAAUGACUUCAGAGAAGGCCUGGAGAACCCAGAACUGCUAAAAUGGCCUUCUAAUGGAGAUGACCCAUGUGGCCCUCCCUUAUGGCCUCACGUUUUCUGUUCUGGUAACAGGAUUUCGCAGAUUCAGGUUCAAGGUUUGGGGUUGAAGGGGCCUCUUCCUCAGAACUUCAACGAGCUCAAAAUGCUCUCCAAUUUGGGGCUUCAGAGGAACUUCUUCAAUGGAAAAUUACCGACAUUCAGCGGAUUGUCCGAAUUACAGUACGCUUACUUGGGUAACAAUCAAUUUGACACCAUCCCUUCCGAUUUCGUCAAUGGCCUUUCCAGUUUACAGGUCCUGUCGUUGGAUAACAAUCCACUGAAUGCGAGCACAGGAUGGUCUAUUCCUACAGAAUUGCAGAACUCUGUUCAGUUGACCAAUCUAUCCUUAAUGGGGUGCAAUUUGGUUGGCCCAUUGCCGGACUUCCUAGGCCAAAUGCCGUCUCUGACUGUCCUGAAACUUUCCUACAACAAUCUAACCGGCAAAAUUCCAGCAAGUUUCAACCAGUCGCAGCUGCAGAUUCUGUGGUUGAAUAAUCAGAGUGGUGACAAGAUGACUGGUCCAAUUGAUGUAAUCGGGAACAUCCCCUCUCUGACACAGAUAUGGCUACAUGGAAAUAAAUUCACUGGGACGAUUCCAGAGAGCAUCGGACAAUUGGUUUCAUUGACAGAUCUCGACCUCAAUGGUAACCAACUCGUUGGGCUAAUUCCCCAAAGCAUGGCAAGUCUGCAACUUCGGAGAUUGGACUUAAGCAAUAACAUGUUCAUGGGUCCAUUACCGGACUUAAAAUUAAAGAAUUUCAGCUAUGGUGGGAAUUCAUUUUGUCAAGGUAUUGGACUUCUCUGUGCUCCUGAAGUUUCUGCCCUUUUAGAUUUUCUUGAUAGUGUGGAAUUUCCAACAAAUCUUGCCUCUUCCUGGAAGGGUAAUGAUCCAUGUUCUGAGUGGUUAGGACUGGUUUGCCGAAGUAACAAAGUUUAUCUGAUUAAUUUGUCUAGAUUCAACCUUAAUGGUACUCUGAGUCCUUCACUAGGGAAAUUAGAUUCUCUAGCUGAAAUUAGACUUGCUGAAAACCAUCUUACAGGUCCAAUUCCAAGUAAUUUGACUGGUCUGAAAUCUUUGAGAUUGUUGGAUAUAGGCGGGAAUAAUCUUGAACCUCCAGUGCCAAAGUUUAGUGACAGUGUGAAGGUUGUUAUAGAUGGGAAUCCUCUAUUCUCCAGAAAUCAGUCUGUUACACCUUCCUUGGAUAACAAUUCAUCAUCAUCAGGGACUUCAAAGCAUCCACCCAUCAACACGUCUUCUCCAACCAAGGGCUCAGAAACUCAUUCAGGCACUCCAGAUAAAGAACAACCAAAAACAGAAGGAUUCAAAAGCUUGAAACUAGUGGUAAUUGUAGCCCCACUUGCAUGUUUUGCUUUCUUGGUUCUUCUGGUCGUUCCUCUGUCUAUAUGCUACUGCAAGAAGAGAAAGCAUACCUUCGAGGCAGCAAGUUCCUUUGUGGUUCAUCCCAGAGAUCCAUCUGAUCCAGAAAACAUGGUGAAGAUUGUAGUUUCAAAUAACACCAAUGGAAGCUUAUCUACUCUAACAGGGAGUAGUUCUCAGAGUAUGCACAGUAGUGGAAUAGGAGAACCCCAUAUGUUUGAGGCUGGGAAUUUGAUCAUAUCUGUUCAGGUUCUGCGUAAUGUGACCAAGAAUUUUGCUCCAGAAAAUGAACUAGGACGUGGUGGUUUUGGGGCAGUUUAUAAGGGGGAAUUGGAUGAUGGGACGAAAAUAGCAGUCAAGAGAAUGGAGGCUGGUGUAAUUAGCAACAAAGCCUUGGAUGAAUUUCAUGCUGAAAUUGCAGUUCUAUCAAAGGUUAGACACAGACAUCUGGUAUCUUUGCUGGGGUACUCCAUUGAAGGUAAUGAGAGGCUUCUGGUUUAUGAAUAUAUGCCUCAGGGAGAUCUAAGCAAGCAUCUUUUCCACUGGAAAAGUCUUAAGUUGGAGCCUCUAUCCUGGAAGAGGAGGCUCAACAUUGCCUUGGAUGUUGCAAGGGGAAUGGAAUAUCUUCAUACUCUGGCCCACCAGUGCUUUAUACAUAGAGACCUCAAAUCUUCAAACAUUCUCCUUGGUGAUGAUUUUCGAGCAAAGGUUUCAGAUUUUGGUUUGGUGAAACUUGCUCCCGAUGGGGAGAAAUCUGUAGUGACCAGGCUUGCUGGGACUUUUGGAUAUUUGGCACCGGAAUAUGCUGUCACAGGAAAAAUCACCACCAAGGCUGAUGUCUUUAGCUUUGGAGUUGUUCUGAUGGAGCUGUUGACUGGACUGAUGGCACUUGACGAGGAGCGGCCUGAGGAGAGUCAAUACUUGGCUGCAUGGUUUUUGCACAUCAAAUCAAGUAGGGAGAAACUAAUGGCUGCUAUUGACCCAACUCUUGAAGUGAAUGAAGAGACAUUUGAAAGCAUAUCAAUUAUAGCUGAACUGGCUGGACAUUGCACGGCAAGGGAGCCCAACCAACGGCCUGAUAUGGGCCAUGCAGUGAAUGUACUAGCACCUCUAGUUGAAAAGUGGAAACCAUUGUAUGACGAAACUGAGGAAUAUUUAGGCAUUGAUUACAGUCUACCCCUCAAUCAGAUGGUGAAGGGCUGGCAGGAAGCUGAAGGUAAGGGUUGCAGCUACACAGGCCUUGAUGACAGCAAGGGAAGCAUUCCGGCAAGGCCCACUGGAUUUGCUGAAUCUUUCACUUCUGCUGAUGGUCGGUAAAUCAUAGUUCAAUUCCUCUUGAUGUUAUCACUUCGUUGAUGGUCAUCUAUUACCAUUUUCAUGUACUCAGUGUAUGCUGCAAGUUUAUGCAGUUUGAGGGGUUCAGCAUUAGCAGAUUUUAGUGGGUUUAUCAUUUUCAGGGCAUGGGACUAUAGAUUUAUUUUCUUAUGAUAUCUCAUAUGUAUUUCCUUUCCCCUUUUUUUCUUUUCUUUUCUUUUUGAGAUGUGAUAUUUGUGUUAUUGUGUAGAGUUGAUAAUGUAAAUGAGAACUUUAUUCAGUUCUUCAACGUUUAUAUUCA